GUGGUGGGGCUGGCAGCGGCAAGCGCCGUGCCCGGCGGUCCCUUGCCUUCCAGUCUGGAGCCGGGCUCUCCGGUGUCCGUCUUCCCUGGCUGCCCUGUCUACUUAGCUGCUGGUUUCCCUUCUGCUCUUUAAAGACCCGGCGUGGGCUGUGUCCCCCCUUCUUUAUUUUGAAGGUGCCUUUUCAUGUAGUCACCUUGAAAUCUAGAUGCCUUCGUGUGCGUUUCUGAGCGUACUGUUAUGCUUAGGUAGGUAUGUGAUGGUUUCAUGCGCUGGAGCAGCCUGAUGAGCAGACAUACCUUCCUGCAGGAGUCUGCAAACCUGAGAUCUCUAUUUCUGCUACUGUAAUAAUGCUAGAGGCUAUGAUUAACCUGCCUUAAAAAAUAAAAAUUAUCUCUGGUCAUGAUGAUUAGAGGGGGGGAAAAUCAUAUUAAACCAGCAUCUCAGCCAGGAGACAGCUUUGUUAGGGCCUGAUUCUACAAGUGCACGUAUGUAUAAAUCUAUCCAUAUGAAAAAUGUCCUUAAAACAGGGUAAAGCCAUCCAUACCUUUAAGAUGUCAAACUUUAAUAAUCCCAGAGAAGUGGUUGUGCUGCAAUGCACCUGGUAAAUUCUGUGAUGCAAACUACAGAUAUAGGUUAAAUUUGCUCAGUAGCGUAGAAUAAAUACGUGAACUUGUGAGAAGUGGAGUAUCUGACUCAUUUGGCUGUGGCCUAUUACUGUUUCAGAUACUGGUCUAAAAGCUGUUUAGAAUUAGAAUUAGGGAUUUGAAGUGCCUCUAAGCAUGUUGGUUUGUUUCUAACAUGCUUCCCAAACCCUCCGGCCAAACAGAAAAUCUUGAACCCUGAAUUUUAAAUAUUUAGGAAAUUGACCUUUGUGGAUACAGGACUUUCACUGAUUUGAGAUGAAUCAGGGCUGAAAUUGACUUAUGCCAUUCAUAGUGCUGUGAACUUUCCCAAGUAGUUUAGAACCCAGAGCUUACAUGACAGUCCAGACACACAGGUGUUACACUGAGGUAAAUGUGAUGGACGGAAAUCCUUUAUUGAUGUAGGUUUGGUCCUCCCCAGAAAAGUAUUUCUGAUGCGUAGAGUUUGAGAUUUUUAUGGUUAAUUGUUUGGGGUUUUUUUUUUAGGAAAUUUGCAACUUUUUUCCUCGUAAAGUUGGGCAUGGCUUAAGCUCUGUUUAUUUACCAUUGCCGAGUUUGGCCUUUUUGGUAGAUGGUACUGAAUUUUGCUCUCCACCCUUUCCUUCAAAAGUCGUCAACCAUGGAUGUUUUAUGCAGCUUGCAUAUGGGAAAGUGUGCUAGUUUAUGCUAGAAGCUUCCAGUUAGAAUUUCUGUGUUUAUUAUGGACUUGAAGAGUUGUGAAGCUGGACAUUGUCCCUGUGCUAUGUUGGACUUUCUGUAAAUUCAGCAGAUUGAGAAAUUGCACAGAAUUGCUGUCUAUACUGCCUCUCUCUAAGGUACCCAAAUGGCUGGUUUCUGCCAAUGUGUUUCAUUACAUCCUAACGUUUGCAAACUCUGUUGCUAGUAUUGCAACAUUUGCUGUUGGUUUAAGUUAUCUUUUAAACUAAACUGAGACUUCCAACAAGGUACUUUGCUUUAUAUUUUACCCUUUGUUAGCAUAAUGAUGUUGCUAAUUUGAAAUGACUACCAGUCAGUGUGUAUUAGCCAGCUGUGCAUGGAGGUGGACAGUCUCUUCUGUGCAGUGAUGAAGGCCUAACUAAAGCACAAAAUUGGGUUAUGCUGGCUCUUUACAAAGAGGAAAGCUAUGUGGCGAAGUGUUACGCAGCAGUUGGCGACUUCUCAUUAUGAAGUUGUGUGUUGUACAAAGAUGCUUUAGAUGCCAGUAGCUCCUAACAGAGGUCUCUGCACCAGUGGCAGAAGCAGGAAAACAGGUGCUUCGCUAUGGAAUGAAGAGUUUUACAGAUAUGACCUUAGGCUGCAGGCUGGAAUAGCAGCUACAAAAGGAAUAGAGUUCUGUGGCUGCUUGGAGACUUAAUUAAGUGCAUUGACAUCCACUCAGUGAAAAGUCUGUAUAAAUAAUGAAUUUUGCCUGUAUACACAGCCUGUGAUGGAAAUGAGACUGAAAUCUGUUGUCUUCUGGGUGACUGACCCUGAUUUGUUUUUAAAUAGAACUGUUUUCAUUAACAUAAUUCAGAUUUCUUGAGGCAAAAAAUAAGAUCCUGUCUUUUUUUGAAAGAUGCCUGCUUUGAAAGGUUGGGUAAGGCUGUAUUAAAAUAGAACUGGUUGGUCAAGAGACUGUAAACUUUUAUAACGGCUGAAAUCUUACCAUUUGUUAGGACUUUAAAUGCUGAAGAGUUUUAGCAUGCUCAUUUGAUGGCCAAUAUCUAAUUUGUUAGAUGGCCUUAAGAAAUCUGGCAGCUGUUGCCAGGAAUAUUCCAAAUUUUCCCACAUGCAGCAAGAGAAAUAUUUUCAGUUCCUUCCAGACCUAUUAUGCAUUUGCUCAGUUAAAUCACUGAAGGGGAUAUACUGCUUAGGGAAGCUUUGAAGCGCAACUUGAAUUUAUGCUGGUGUAGGGAAUUGCUAUGUCUUGUAAUUCAAAAAUUAAAGUAAACUUAGUGGGGAAAGGGGCCAUCUCAAAUCUCUGACUAGAAAUUUGAGAUGUUGCUCAUUUUGAGCAAAUUCUUCAGAAAUUUUCAGUAGUUAAUGGGGGAGGAGGGGGAAUGGGACAGAGAAAUAUUGAGCAUGGCUUGCUAAGUUUCAGCUGCUGAUAAGUCCUCUUAGGUAUCUUCUCAGACACAGCUUAGAGAGACAGAGACUGUCAAAGUUGAGAGUGGCACCUUCAAGUGGUAAAUCAGUGCCAUCGUCUGUUGGUGGUAAUGAAAGUGUCAAACAGUUUGACUAAGGUCUAAUAAUGAAAUGUCCAAACUGUAGGGACACAGGCAUGGUUUUGUGCUUUAUAUUCAGGAACAGUCUCUGCUUUCUAGUUUCUUGGUAAAUGCAACCUUCCUCUCUCCUGAUAAGUCAUGCAUUAAAACUGUCCAAAUUGUCAAUUAAAAAAAUAACCUUUCAAUGUUUCCUGAGAUGGAAACAAUAUUAUUAUUGUGCCUUUCAGUUUACUGUCUUUGUUCUCUGCCUGCAGCUGAAUGAAUUUUGCUUUUCGUUUCUGUUUUUGGGAACAUUGCUUUUCUGCAGGAUGCAGAGAUCACAUGUCUCUAUGUGCAUAAGACACUAGGCUUGAUUUGUAAAUGGAAAUACAAGCUUGUCUCAGGCACAGCUUAAUUUAAAGCUAAAACAGGAGCUCAAAAUGAAGAACUGAACCCUGAACAAAGUUUUCACAGUUCUGACUGACCUUUUUUCCUGUCAACCUGUUAAAAAUGUGGGAGAAUUGAGAAUAAAUAAUGUGUGGCCUAUUCGAUAUAUUCUUCCUCUCCUAAUGUCUUGAUCCAAAUCUGAGGACCCUUGUUCGGAUAUUGCCUCUCAGUUUUUCAUUGUACGUGUUUCUUGCAGGUUAAGUGACUUAUUCUUUCUGGUAGCAAUGAAAACAGAUCUUUAAACACUACUGAAAUAAUUCAGAAGCAUUAGCACAGCUGGGUUUCUGUGUUAUAAAAGCCCAAAGUAUAGUGAAGUCAUUCUUUAAUACACAGAAUGUCUUUGUAAAAGGUUUAAUGUGCUUCUGGAUUUCUAAAGCAGCUCAAAUCUCUUUGCAAUAUAAAUGUUAAAGAAAAUGCUGUCAAUCACCAGAAUGCACUCAGAACUUACCAGCAAGUUUGGCACCCUGUGUAUUUCUGGUACCUAAAGCACCUGCUCCAGACCAGCUUUAAUUUGAAGAAACUGUAGAAGUGAGAGGGGAAAAAAUAGGCUAUAUGAUCAGACCAAAGUGCUAUGGAGGUCUGAGAUGAAACCCCAGUGUUAACCCUCCCACCUUUGUUUUUGUGGUCUUUUCAAGACCUGCACUGUCUUGAAAACAUGAUGUUGAUUAUUGCCGGCAUUGGCGAUAACCACUUUGAUUACGUCUGUUCUUCAGAAAGCUCAACAGUUAUGCCAAAAAAACCCUUGAAGACAAACUUUGAAAAUGUUUGGAAGAUGAGUUUUUGUGAUAUAUUUGUGCAAGCACCUCACUAAGCUGAAUGAAAGCAAGGUGUGGUGUUCCUGGUUCCAUCCAUGCUGGAAGACUUGCUAGCAUAGCUAUGCUGAGUAAUGAAUGCAGCAUUUGUGCUCUUAGGUGAAGGUUUGGCUUGAUCAAGCUGAAGUUUUGCCAGCUUGUGAGUCAAAUCAUGUCAACACAAGACAGAUUUUACAGUUAAGUUCUAUGCAUAGUAACAUGAGGUGAAUGCUUUUCUGUCGUCAGUGCUGACUGCUUGGGCUUACUGAACUUUUCUUCCUUGUUAUCUACUUGAGCGUUGUUUUGAUUUCUUGGGAAGAGGAGCUCUAAUGGUGGUAGCUGACUUCCCGUAUAGUAUCUUUUACUGGUCUGGUAUUGCUCUAUGUGGUGGUGACUGGGUAUUAUUAAAUUCUUAGGCAAGAGACUAUAUUGGUGUAGAAAACAAAAAUUCUGUGUGGUGUAUUAAGGACAGAACUGUUUGUACUUGUGCAUCACUUAACAUGUCCUAAAUGGUGCCUUGUCAGGAAAGGAGUAGCUCUACACAUAGGAAUAGCUACUUCAGAAAUUUUUAUUAAUUAACAUUAACAAUAAAUCUUAAUUAACAUUUCAGAAACCCCAGCUAACCUAACUUGUAUUAAAACCAAGGGGGUUUUGUAUAUGACGUUAGGGGCAUCUUUAGCUUUUCUUGAGAUAAAGUCGCAGGGCAUUAAGUUAGCAGCAAUUAAAAAAGUGUGCAGAGUAAAUAUUGGUUCAGCUCAAUAAGCAUGAAUUCAAUGUCAAGAUAGACCCCUUUUUUUGACCCUGUUUUCUCACACUAAUCCUUUUUUAUUGCCUACUGCUUCCUAGCGAGUGCUCCAUUUUCAUUAUAAGCCUAUUGUUUUGUUUUGCAAUUGAAAGAAGGGUCAGAGAAACGAACUGCUGUUGGCAAAACCAGUUUUACUGUUUUAGAAAUAAGCUUUGGAAUUGCUUGAACAAUAAGUUAUUAGAAGAGCUUCAAAACCUAAUAUUAAAAAAAAACAAAACAAUGUUAUAAGUAAGACAUAGCAACUAUGAAAGCUACCGUUGGCAAGCCAGUUUUCACCUAAUUUGUAACUUCAUAAUACUAAUAUCUACUUUGUGCUUAAUGUCUUCAGGAUAUUUUGGCAAACACAGAAAAUUAGUUGGAUUGAAAAGAGGACACCUAUUUGAUAUGGGAGGAUGAAGCUACUUUUCUUAGAAGUUAUUUUAUUGUAGCAGUCAAAUUCUUGAACUUUAUAAAAGAUUAUUUCAGUACCAAAUUGCAGCUUUCGGAGAAGCAGUACGUAACGUUAUUCUGAGAAAAAACCCACCCAGAAAAACAAAAAAGUCUUGAGCAAGUUAGUAUGAAAAUCUUCCUGUCUUCAGUCUGGUCUCUGACUUGCUAAGCUCAGAGUGCUUUGCUGUGGAUACACAUCUAUUUAAGUUUUCCGGGGUCAGGCUGGCGGGGGGAAGAUUCCAAAACACACUGAAUAAUUUAUGCCCAUUCCUAUUCUCCUAGGAGUGUGGCUUCCGUCUCUGGCAGCUGUGUUCACCAGGGGAGGAUGGGAUACUGCGAUUUUCCUCCAUGUCUGUUGCUAUAACAGAACUAUUUGUCUAUUUCUUUUUUUAUAACUGAAAAAUGACAUCUAAAUGAAGCUUUUAUUAGAUUAUGUCACAACCCGUAUGUACGGACUUAAAGAAUAACAUUUUUUUUGCUUGUCAACCGCUCCAGAAGUCUGGUUGAGGACAAAUUUUGACACUAAUAGUGCAAGCUGUUCUAAUUAGAUUUUGUGACCUGUCUUAAUACACGUUGGCAUUUGUAAGAUCCUCAUAUUGUGGAAUGGAAAAUACUCUAAAAUGAAAUGUUCUGUAGCUUGGUAUUUUCAACUGGAAGAUUAGGUUUUUGUGUCUGUCGAGAUCUGUGGGUUAGUUUUUUUGAGGUGGUUCUAGGCCAUAGCACUUCCAUGUUCACCUUAUUUCAGGAGUAUGGUCAUGUUCACACAUGUUUAUAAAGCCCUCGUAAUUGUCAUACCUGUUGUUUCACUUCUGUUGGAGCCACAUGUUGCCCAGUGCCCCUGUGUUUUACCACUGACAGUAAUGGUUAUUUGUUCAUAGAAUUAAUUUGGCUUGGCAGCCUCUAAAUGAGAUUUAUCACAAUGAGAGACGAUCUUAAUCAAGGAACUUGUUAAACAAAACUUCUUCAUAGUGUCAGAACACAAACUAAGCUAAGUGCCAUAGUGACCAGAAGACUCUGGAAAAAAUAUGGCCUCGUAUAAUAUUGCAUCCCAGCUGCAGUACAUUUUUAUCAAAUAAAAAGAUGGCAAGUGGAGUGUAUUACCUUGUAGCUGUUGCUCAGAGCUGGUUUUGCAGCCUUUGUGGAAAGCGAUUCUAGGUCAGCCAAGUGUGGUGCCUGUUAACUAUGUGAAACUGCAGCAGCAUUACAUUGUGGCAUAGCACAACAUACAGCUCUUUGUUUCUACCGCUUUCAUAUGUAGAAUGGUUUUGUAUAUAGACUGUUUGCUCCCUGUUCCUCUUAAGCUGCAGUGACCCAUCCAUGAGUGUCGUGGUCUGCAGGGCCUGUUGGCAUACAGUGUGUAGAUUUACCUUUGUCUGCCCUAACAUGUAGGAGAAAAUCAGGCCUGUAUGCUAACAUGCACUAUUGUAGUGAACUGUGUGAAUGGGUAUUCUUUGAGAUGUACUUACAGUUAUUCCCAGUGUUUUCUAAGGUUUUCAGGGUUGCCUUUCGUUGGAGGAGUAAAUAAUCUGUAAAGAAAGAGUAGGGAUUAACAGUAGGUGGUUUUGUAAAUUAGCCUGAUUUAUCAGAGGUACUGUGAAGGAGGAGUAUUCUGCUCCUCUUGUGGAUGAAAAAUGCUUAUUUGGUAUUGAGUCAGGAUGGUAGCUUGUGAGAGGGCAAAGAAGUGGCAAAUGUGUGAAACUGAGAAUGAGGGCAACCUGAAGUUGAGCUAAGAAAAAAAGAAAGUUAAGUAGGCAAGUAGAAAUGUCCUGCUUAGAUAGGUGGCUGCUAACACUGCUUUAGUUAAGUGAUGGAAGAUGAAGUUCAGUGGUUUUCUGAACAAGCUGUGGGUGUAUCUGAGAAACCACCAUCCUUACCAUAUUGAAAAUGAACCAAAUGAGGUUCUAGGAAAAACUGCUACCUAGCAAACUGAGUAGAGUUAAACUGUAGUAGACUGCUGGCUAGCUUCCUUCUCUAGAAAUGUGAUUUAAGGUCUUGGCGCUAACUCUUACGACAAUUGUGUUUUCAGUAUAAGGUUGUAACAUUCGGCUUGCAGUGUUUAACUGUUAUAUACCUCCCUGUAUGAAAUACACUGUAUGUUGAAGUGAACUCUGGUUACAGUGUAGUUUACUCAUACUUUUGUACUUUAAAAGUGUUACCAAAAUGACAGUUUGUUUUUUGUUUAGUAACUGUUGGUAUAUUUAAGGGAUAAAAAUAGAAAAAAUUCUCACAAGUACAAUUGAGGCUGCUUUAUUCCAAGGAGGACUUCAGAAGUUUGUAGAACGUUAGAUACAAGUUUUUAAUUCUUUUCCCUGCCUGCUUUAGUCUGUAGGUAUGUUUGCCCUACAGGGAAGGUCUGCGUAUGAGGAAAGUCUGCCUUGCAUACCUUCCAAUUCGUUCAGUAAUUCAGUGAUGAAGUCUUCCCUCCCAUCUUUUUAAGCCUUCUUACAACUUCAUGUAAUAAAAAUUAGUACUUUAAUACUCUAAACUUUCUCUCUAGGCUGUUGGGUGUCUAAUGUCUUUCAGCUGCCAUAUGCAUUUCAAAUAAAUCCACUUAGCUUGUGUUUAGAAUAAAGAAAAUAUUUCAUUCGAGAACUGAGAUCUAUAGUAAGCCUGCAAGUUAUUCAAGAUUUUGGCUGGUCUGGCAAGGCAGCAGAAGACAGGUUUAGAGCACUAAAUGAUGACUUACCUGAAGGUAGAUGUGACUUCUCAGGGUGCUGGAAAGCAGUUAUGUUGACAUCGCCAACACAGCAAAAUAAAUAUACAUACUCUGAAUAAUUCAUAACAAAACACUCCAUGAUUUCAUUAGUAUUGAAGCUUGGGCAACACUCUACAUGUUGCAUUUCAGUUUAAUCACAAAUGCUUUGAUGACUCACAAGUGGUAAGAGUGGUAAUUGAAAUGGGACUUUGUCUUCAUGUCUGUCUGCAAGACAUUAACCAAAACAAGUGUAUUGGCAGUGGUACAAUAUGCAAGUCUGCAGGUACGUGUCCUCUGCUCAUGUAUUCUGUCAGCUGAAGCCAUUCCAGUUUAUAGUAGCUUAUCCUUUCUCACUGGUCAAAACCCUGCUUGUAAAAAGGGGUUGGUUUGUUUCCUAAUGCACUUCCAACUCUACUGGCAGAUUAUUCUUUUAUAUAAUCUUACCUAAAUUAAAAGGUCAUGUCAGUUCUGUAGACAAUUCACGCCACAUUGUGUUGGUAGAGGACACCUUUAACACUCAUCUUCUCUUGAAGUUGUUUUUUGCAAGGUUUAGCAUCUGUGUGAUCUGUUCAUAAUCUAUAGGCAAACUUUUAAGUGUGUUCUUCACAAAUGAUCACCACUUUAUGCGCUAUCACCGUUAUCCAAAAGGUAUUCUUUCUUUGGGCUAAUGCUGGAGGCCUGCGUCCGGUGAGAAGUGUGUGCUGAAAUGGUACUGCUUACAAAAAAAAUAAAAGGUCAAAUUUGAAUGGUUUGAAAGAUGUGCAGGUUAAUGAUCAAAACAGCUUUCCACACCCUCCCCCCCUUUGUCUUUCAAAUAAAUCAGCAGCUUUUGGGGGGAAACUUUUAAUUGUAUUGGUUUGUUUUUAAAUGUGUCAGAAGUUUUCCUGAAUGGUAGAAAAAAUGGCAGAUACGGCAAUACACACAAGACUUCCUACAGUAGUGUUGUAAACCUGAAACAGUUUACAUUUUUUAUUUAUAUAUUGUCAUUGGAAACACUUAAAAUCUGAAAAUAUUUGCAUUACUCUGUAAGCAUGUUAAAGAGUAUUCACAUUAGCCUGCAUACACAAAUAAACUGCAAUCAGUUAGCUUUAGGUAAGAGCAGCAAUGCCGGCAAACCACAGAGAAAAUAAAGUGCAGUUAGUGCUUCAGGCUCUCUCUGAUCUGAGCAGAUAAAUUGACAGGUUUUGAUAUAAUUGUGUUAUAUCUUUGUUCAGUUUACAGUUACAUCAUUGUCCUCCUUCAGGAAUCUCUCAAACACGUUUUCUCUUUUUUUAAAAUACCAAACUGCAUGGGAGCAGAGAGUAAAUUAUUUAAAGCUAUUCUGUGUCUCUGUACUUGCCUGAGUCAGCAGAAUACAUCUAGGUCAUGUGUUCCUGAACAGCUCCGGUGCAGAGUAUCUUCUUCGUGUGGAGGCUGAGUAGGCUUAUUAAGAUAAGCUUCCUGUGAGCUGAUCUUCCGUUAUCAUUGGACAAUCAAGUGACAGACAGAGGGAAUGCGUUAUCUCUUAGCUACAAUAAGUAGUGGAUGGCUGCAGCUCCUCCAAGUUACUGUUUUGUAGCCUUUCCCCCAUGUUCUAAAGAUGGGCUGGUGGUGUUCGGAAAGAACUCUGCACGGCCAAGGGAUGAAGUACAGGAGGUGGUCUACUUUGCUGCUGCAGAUCAUGAUCCAGGAAGCAAAGUUGAGUGCACAUAUAUUGAGAUUGAGCAGGUGCCGAAGACUCACGCUGUUGUGCUGAGCAGGCCCUCCUGGCUCUGGGGGGCAGAGAUGGGAGCGAAUGAGCAUGGAGUCUGUGUAGCUAAUGAAGCCGUCGUGACCAGAGAACCAGCUUCUGAAUCUGAAGCCUUGCUUGGAAUGGAUCUUGUCAGACUUGGCCUAGAAAGAGGAGCAACAGCUAAAGAAGCUUUGGGUGUAAUAGUUGCUCUGUUGGAAGAGCAUGGACAAGGUGGAAAUUAUUAUGAAGAUGGGAGCUCAUGCCAUACUUUCCAAAGUGCAUUUUUGAUCGUGGACAGAAAUGAAGCCUGGAUACUGGAGACUUCUGGAAGGUACUGGGCAGCGGAAAAAAUCACAGAGGGGGUGAAAUGCAUUUGCAAUCAGCUUUCAUUAACUACAAAAAUUGAUGCUGAGCAUCCUGAACUAAGGGAUUACGUGAGAAGUCAAGGCUGGUGGAAUGGAGACUCGGACUUCAAUUUUUCUGAAGUGUUCUCUCUUAAUGAUGACCAUUUAGCCUGCUCUUCUGGCAGGGAGAGCCUAGAAAAGCAAGGUGGUGAUGUUUCUGCACAAGCCAUGAUUGAUGUCCUGCGUGACAAGGACAGCGGUGUCUGUGUGGACUCUGAAUCUUUCCUUACUACAGCUAGCAUAGUGUCUGUUCUGCCUCAGGACCCUAGUUUUCCCUGUAUUCACUACUUCACUGGCACGCCAGACCCUUCAAGGUCCAUAUUUAAACCCUUUAUUUUUGUUGAUGAUGUAAAAUUAGUACCAAAAGUACAGUCUCCUUCUUUUGGCAAUGAUGAUCCUGCUAAAAAGAUACCUCGAUUCCAAGAGAAACCUGAUCGCAGGCAUGAAUUGUACAAGGCACAUGAAUGGGCCCGAUCUCUCCUUGAGAAUGAUCAGGAUAAAGGCCAGAAACUAAUGAGGAUUAUGUUAGACCUUGAAAGACAAGGCUUAGAAGCAAUGGAAGAUAUCCUCACUCGUGCAGAGGUUCUGGAUCCUGCUGAAGUAGUGGAUCUUUUCUAUGACUGUGUUGACACAGAACUAAAGUUCUUCAAAUAAUCUACGGUGGCUAUUGCUAGCCUUUUCACUGGAAGACUGCAAAGUUCUUCAGGCCUUGAAAGAAAGUCUUUACACCUGUGAAUUUGCAGGAAAAAACAUUUCUAGAGGAAAAAAAAUGUUACUUGCUAGCUGUAUCCGGUUAACAAAUUGCUUUUCUUUGUCCAAUCUUGUGGUGUUCCUGUUUGUGUAUGUAUAUAGUGAAAGGAGAAAGUCACUGACUGGUCCAAUUACUGUGUGCAUGCUGGCUAAUUUAGUACAGAAUGUUUAAAUAUGUAUGUUGGGCAACCAAUUAAAGCGAAGAUUAACUUCAUCAGGCUAACUGCCAUAUCAUCAUUGAAAGCAAUCUGGUUUGCCUUUGUUGCUCAGGACUAGCUUGCAGCAAAGCUGACUCGCAUUUUCCUCUUCUUGCUAAUUCAUACAAAGAAUGGUAGAGUUGAAAUCCCAGUUUUGAGGGGGCAGGAAGGUAAGUCCUGGUUCUUGACCUUGUACUGGCCUCAGAUGGGUAUAUCUGGUUACAGUAACUCUGCUUCUGACACUAUGCCUGUACAAAUGAUCAGAAUUAGGUCCCCCAGGUUAAGUUUUGCCUUCACCUGCACCCAACUUAGGGAAGCUUGUGUUUGUAAUGCACCUGGCUGCCUCUCCAGUGCUGAGAACUGAAAAGUAGAGCCAGCCUGGAUGCUUAAGACAUCUAUCUAUAACCUAUUGGCUCUUAAGAUGCAAUUCGUAAGAUGUUGUAUUUAUAUACAAGCUACAAAUUGGGAUUUUUUUUGGGAAUAGAUGCUGGACAUUGAUCAGUAAUACUUGACUAUUCUCCAUCUUUCUGCCUUUGUACAGCUCCUCGUAAUCUCUGUGGUGAGCAUACAUGGCUGGUGAAUCCAUUAAGCACCAGUGAGUUACUGGUGGUUGUGGCAGUCCAGCUGGUUAGGCUUAGAAAUGGCUGUCUUAUGCUUCCUUACAAUAAGUGUGGUUCUGCAGCAUGCUUCCCUUCCUUGACAGUCCUGCAGACUGAACUGCUUUUCAUGUGUUUCCUUGUAGAAAUGAGAUAGGGCAAACAGUUUUAAGAAUUAAACCAGUGAACACUGUUUCCUGUCAUGGGAAGACGGAUGGGUUUUUUUUUUAACAGGAGGUUCAGACAAGAAUUCCGCGUGUUUGAUAAGUGGAAGUUAGCAUAUGGUAUUGAAGUCCUUCACUGUUCAGGGAAGGGGAUUGUGAAGAACCAUGGAUUUCUGUACUGAGGAAAUAAAAGCUCCUUGGCAAGGCAGCAACACCUCAACUUGAUACUGUAAGAGUUGUGCAUUAGGGAAACAGUCAUCGCCAUAUUGUCACAUUUAGUUCUCAGAAGUUCUUGUAAUGAAAUUGUUCCUCCAUUCAGACUCAUUGCUUUGGUGCUGCCUUAUAUGACAACUGGCAAUUGGACAAGAAAACAUUGAGCCUUCUCACUUAUGGAAAACAAGCAUGAAGAUACUUUCUCUUAUGGCCUGCCUAAUAAUCUUUCCACUCACAAUUCACGCCUCCCCCACUCUCUGUUGCAGGAGCAGCUCCUGUGCCUCGGUAUUAUGAAAAUGGAGACAAGGGAAGGAGAAAAUAGGCAAGGUAACCCUAAAAUUAAGCUUCUAUCUAACUAGCCAGAAUAGGGUCUGUAAGGGCCAUGCUUCAUUUCUCAGGGUGUUGUGUUAGAUGCACAGUGCCCAUAGCUGAAGUAAAUGGAUUUCCCAUGAAAUCCACUUUUGGAAUGAAAGGCUGCUUCAAAUGAAAAUACUCCUAAUGAGAGUACAUUUAACACAUACCAUGUUGAACUUAAAAGCUGCUGCUUUAAACUGUUGCUUGCUGAGCACUUUGCGUCCUGAUAGGAGUCGCUGGAUAUUUGUGGACCAGGAGAGAACAGAGAUAAAAUGACUGUCCCAUCCAGAGGGCUCAAAUCAGGAUAUACCACUUCACACAGCUCUCCUGCACGAUUUGGAUCUCCAACCUUUGACGGUUGGAAGGGAGGCAAGGUGAAAGAGGGCGUUCCUGCUAAAACCAUAAUAUAUCUUAUUUGCCUGUUCCUUAAGAAAGAGGAAACCAACAUUUGCAAUUAUAUUGUGGGAAUUUAUGUCCUUAUUUGGAACUGCUUAUGCCAGAACUAAUAAAUUGGUUUGAGUACAGUGAUCCAGGUACUAAUUUUCUAGUAGUAUGUUGCUUUUGCUCUAGCAACCACUAGUCCUACACGUUUGAGAAACCAGAGCACUCCCGUGGCCUUAAAACUACCAGUGGUCUCAAGCGCAGCGCUGGCUCAGUGGAAGGACAUAAUGGGACUACUGGGAGUGAUGGCUACUGUGAUUCUCUGUAUCUCCAGGUUACAGAACUUAGAAGCUUCAGUGGAUCUUGAACAACAAUCUCGUGUAUAAGGGAAUAACAUUUCCCCAAUGCUUCCAAAUGUGUACAGGCUUUCUAAUUUAAUCCCUGAAAUAUGAGGUUUGCGUCUAAUCAUAAUAAAAACAGGAGUAAAUUUUUUUCUCCUUUAGUUAUCUUCUGGCAGGUCAACUAGCAUUAAGGAGUUUUAAAAUCCUUAUGAAGGUACUCAUUACAGAGCAAUACGCAAGUUCCAGAACAAAUGAGAACCAACAAUAAGUCACCUUUAAUAGUACUGUAACAAUAUAUUUGUCAAAGCAGUAAUAAAUGGUUCUGGCUGUUUGAGCAGCA
Strigops habroptila (Kakapo) is the source of this 13442-nucleotide messenger RNA. It is a transcript of the gene SCRN1, whose product is annotated as secernin 1. Gene Ontology annotation, molecular function: cysteine-type exopeptidase activity; dipeptidase activity. The transcript has 10 exons. Lineage: Eukaryota; Metazoa; Chordata; Aves; Psittaciformes; Psittacidae. The record is from RefSeq and is a predicted model, not a curated record. Gene Ontology annotation, biological process: proteolysis. The coding region runs from base 9516 to 10760 and encodes 414 amino acids.